AUGGCAACUCCUACAACACCAACAUCAAGUACCCCAGGUGCUAGUGAACGGCGUUUAAGAAAAGAACUAGCUGAACUGAACGUUGCACCUCCAGUUCUAUCAGCUGGUCUUGUUGAUUCAAAUAACUUAACAGAAUGGGUGGCUGUUAUUGAAGGACCACUUGAAACACCUUACGCAGAUGGUCAGUUUAAAGUCAGUCUGUUAUUUACGGAAUUAUAUCCACUGAAACCACCUCAAUGUCAGAUGAUAACAAAAGUUUAUCAUCCGAAUAUAAGUGAAAACUUAGGUGAAAUAAGUUUAGACGUAUUGAAUACGUUGUGGAAGCCACGAACAACCGUAAAUGAAAUAUUACAAGGUAUUCACGAUUUAUUAAAACAACCGCAUGCAGAAAAAUGUCUUGAACCAGCUAUUGGUGAACAAUACCUAAAUAAUCAACCAGAAUUUGUUCGUCUAGCUAAAGAAUAUACAGAAAAGUAUGCUAAACGGCCAGAAUAA
Messenger RNA from Didymodactylos carnosus, 495 nucleotides. The record is from the annotation of a GenBank genome assembly. Lineage: Eukaryota; Metazoa; Rotifera; Eurotatoria; Philodinida; Philodinidae.